This is a messenger RNA of Ostertagia ostertagi, 636 nucleotides long. NCBI's taxonomy places the organism in Eukaryota, Metazoa, Nematoda, Chromadorea, Rhabditida, Trichostrongylidae. The record is from the annotation of a GenBank genome assembly.
AUGCCAAAUUCUGGACGUGUCGUUGUCUUGGAUGAAGAUCUCGUUAUGUGCCAAGCAUUUCAUCGUAUUAUAACCCAUGCAACACGUCAUGUACUACUGUCUGACGCACAGCAAGGCGGUCUUAUUACUGGUAUCCUGUCCGUGACCGAUUUUAUUCGUGUGCUUCUGAAGAUAUUUCGGGAGUCGAAAUUCGUUUCACAAGAUGAGGCCAAGGAACUUGGGUUGCUCACCAUUAGGAAAUAUCAAGAGCUUGUGAAGAAAGCAGGCAAAUGGCAAAAUCUUGUGUGGAUUAGUGCUGAACGCAGUCUUCUUGAAGUUGUUAGAUUGCUGUCUGCUCAUCGUGUUCACCGGAUACCCGUGCUUGAUCCUGACACAUUUGAUCCUGUCUAUAUUCUUACACACAAGCGUAUUUUGAAGUUUAUUUGGUGCUUUGUGUAUCCUGACACUCCUCUCCAUGAAUGUCUGGAUAUUCUCCUGAAUCUGGGUGUUUCUGGAGUACCUGUUGUGGAACAUGAAACGCAUAAAGUUCUCGAUGUUUAUUCUCGUUUUGAUGCCAUUGGAAUAGCUCUACAAAGCGAAGGGUUCAAUCUGGAAGUGAGCGUGAAGGAGGCUCUCCAGUUCAAACACAUUUGUAAU